GCCAAUUUGAUAGCAAUGAAUCGCUUCUUGAGAUCCCAAGCUGCUAUUAACUCACUCAGAUCACUCAACAGUACUCAACAAUCGCCGAUUGAAGCUUCGUCCAAAUCUACCAUUCUCAACCGAUCGUUUUUCCUUUCAUCUAAUCACUUCAAGUCGCUGUUUUUCUCCCCCUCUUAUGUCCGCCAUUUUCGUACCUCUCGCAAUCCCAGUAACAGUUAUGAUACUCCACCACCUGUUAAUUGGGGCAUCCGUAUAGUACCUGAGAAGAAGGCUUACAUGAUUGGAAGAUUCGGAAAAUACGCUAAGACCUUGGAACCUGGGAUUCACUUGUUGAUUCCUUUUGUUGACAAAGCUUCCCACGUGCAUUCUCUUAAAGAGGAGGCAAUUCCUGUCGCAGACCAAUCUGCCAUUACCAAGGACAAUGUCAGCAUAUUGGUAGAUGGAGUGCUCUAUGUUAAGAUGGUUGAUUCUAUGCCGCCAUCAUAUCGAAUGGAAAAUCCACGAUAUCCUGUCAUUCAGCUUGCACAGACCACUAUGCAUAGUGAUCUUGGCAAGAUCACCCUUGAUAAAACAUUUGAAGAAAGAAACACAUUGAACGACAAGAUAGUGAUAGCUAUCAAUGAAGCUGCAAAAGAUUGGGGCUUGCAAUGUCUUCGUUGUGAAACAAGGGAUAUAUCUCCUCCCCGUGGUGUAAAAGAAGGUAUGGGGAUGCAGACAGAAGCUGAGCCGAAAAAGAGAGCCCAAAUUCUGGAGUCGGAAGAAGAAAGACAACCAAGUGUUAACAUUGCUGAUGGAAAGAAGAGUUCCAUGAUGUUGGAAGUUCAGGGAGAAGCAGAGGCUAUUUUGGCUAGAUGUCAAGCAACAAAUAAAGGAAUUGCUUUGGUUUCUCAAGCUCUUCAAGAAAAUGGAGGAGUUGAGGUAAGGUCUUGUGGUCUUUAAUCUGUGUAUCAGGUACAUGCCGUCAUGCUGGUGGAAAUAUCUUGAUGUUUAUAUAGAUCUACAAUAUCUUUACACUGUUGAAGUUUCAUAUAUGUUUUUUCUUUCUAA
Messenger RNA from Cynara cardunculus var. scolymus (artichoke), 1047 nucleotides. RefSeq names its product stomatin-like protein 2, mitochondrial. The transcript is spliced from 7 exons. The record is from RefSeq and is a predicted model, not a curated record. NCBI's taxonomy places the organism in Eukaryota, Viridiplantae, Streptophyta, Magnoliopsida, Asterales, Asteraceae. Gene Ontology annotation, cellular component: membrane. Bases 16 to 939 code for a protein of 307 amino acids.